Messenger RNA from Amoebophrya sp. A25, 862 nucleotides. The record is from the annotation of a GenBank genome assembly. Lineage: Eukaryota; Dinophyceae; Syndiniales; Amoebophryaceae.
CUCGAACCCGAAAUCAUUGCACACCUUGAUUCGCACGGAAUUUCACAGGAUGCUGGAUUGAAAUUUCUGAAAGAAGCUGGAGCGGCUAUGGAAAAGUUGCAUCAGGCCGAGGCGCAGUCUUUGGUAGGGCAAAAGAAGGACGAAAAUCCGGAGGACGAGAGAGGUAUAAAAAAGCAAGAAAAUAACACCGUCACCGACGAGCGCAACCAAGAACAAGAAGCUUCUGUAACUCCUACAAUACCAGGAGAAGCUCAGCAACCAAGUGAAAGGAAUACGAAUGAAGCAACCGCAGAUGCAGUACAAAGAAUUACGGAACAUUUGGAAUCCCAUGGAAUAGACCGUGAAAGAGGCUGGGCCUUCGUGCGCAAAGUGAAGGCGGCCGUAAGCAUAUCCAGGAUCCUUGUAAGGCAUGCGAAGGCGAAAAAUAAUACGGAUGAGGCAGGCCCCCCACAAAACAAGCUUGAGAAGCCGGCGUCUUUUUUCAAUGGACUCGCGAUUUGUGGAACAUUGAGGUAUAUUUUCACAAACACAGACAGAUUGAUCAUGUGUAGUACAACCACUGCUAUCCGGUAAUUGAAUAGUUCCGAUUGAAUGGUUUGCUCUUCUCUUUCACUUUUCGUUCCGCAUUUCAUCAUGAGUACCUCACUGUGACUAUGACAAUGAUUUCGUGGCAAGCCAAAGUCAGACUGAAAUUCGUCUUUCAAUGACAGGGUACCACUGGAAUUCGAUGGAGCAGCCAGCCCAGCAUCACUGGCGGAAAUCAAAGCGAAAGAGGACCAGGGCGCAAGUUAUGUCGAUCCCGGGAGCGGUGAUGCUGCCGAUUAUCAAGAGCUACAACGAAGAGUCGCUCGCUUGAGGGAGG